GCUCAGAGGAGGCCAUGCUGCAACUGUCUUUGGUUGUCCCUAAUCCAGGUUCAUCCAACACCAACUACCUCCACCAUGCUGCCUAAGUUCAACCCCAAUGAGGUCAAAGUCAUAUACCUGAGGUGCACCGGUGGUGAAGUUGGUGUCACGUCUGCCCUGGCCCCAAAAAUCAGCCCGCAGGCUCUGUCUCCAAAAAAUGUUGGUGAUGACAUCGCCAAGGUAACAGGUGAUUGAAAGGGUUUGAGGUCGGUGAAACCGACCAUUCAGAACAGGCAGGCCCAGAUAGAAAUGGCACCUUCUGUCUCUGCCCUGAUUAUCGAAGCCCUCAAGGAACCGCCAAGAGACAGAAAGAAGCAGAAAAACAUUAAGCACAGUAGAAAUAUCACUUUUGAUGAGAUCGUCAAUGUUGCCCAACAGAUGUGGCACUGAUCCAGAGAACUCUCUGGAACCAUUAAAGAGAUUUUCGGGACCGCCCAGUCUGUGGGCUGCAAUGUUGAUGGCCGCCACCCUCAUGACAUCAAUAGUGAUGCAGUGGAAUGCUCAGCCAGGUACCAGGGCCGGGCCACAAGAACACUUGCAGCUUGCACUUUUGGGUCCUUGGAAUGCAGCCCCGAAAGCGUGCUCUCGGGAGCUGGCCCCGCCUACUGGAGGCUGAGAGGCAAUGCGGGUGGUCCAAGCCCGCCAGCCCACAGCCAGGCCCACCUGCCCGCGCGGAUAAAGCCACCGAAAAUAACCCUAUCCAACCGGACAGAGAAGCCAAAGCAUGUAGGGAAGCAGCAGCAACAACGAGACAAAACAAAACAACGCAAACCAGAAACCAAAAUACCACCUCUGCUCACCACCACCCUGCACAGGCUCUGCCCACCGCCGUCCUGCAAAACGUACAGGCUCCCCUCCCAGAUCCACGUGGGACUGGCUCCUUUGUACUCGAGGGACUGA
This is a messenger RNA of Puma concolor (puma), 939 nucleotides long. Lineage: Eukaryota; Metazoa; Chordata; Mammalia; Carnivora; Felidae. The record is from RefSeq and is a predicted model, not a curated record.